AGACGAAAUAGAAAGAGUUGAGAUCUAGAAAUGGAAGCCAACACUUUGAAGCUAGCUUCCUACAAAGUUUUCACAAUUGUUGCAUUCAUCCUUCUAGCCAAAUUUAACAUCAUUUCAGCUUGUGAGAAUUCUCCAAUCCCCACCAAUUCCACCCUAACCAAGAUUGAUUACACUGCCACCAAUUAUGGAAACACAACCAUUCCAUCCAAAUCCAAUUACACUCAAACCUUCAAAAGCUACAUUAAAGCCUCUUGCAAUUCAACCACGUAUCCAUCAAUAUGCUACAAAACACUAUUCCCCUAUGCUACAAAAAUUGAAGCAGAUCCUCUCAAGCUAUGCAAUGUGUCACUCUCCCUUGCCUUAAAGGCAGCCAAGAGUGCAUCCUCCACCAUAUCAAAGAUUCUAAAGAAAAACAAUUUGACAAAAAUUGCAGAACAAGUGGUGCAAGAUUGCUUUGGGAAUGUGAAGGAUUCCAUUGGUGAACUCAAAGAUUCCCUUGAUGCCAUGGGACAUUUGGAUGGUGUUGAUAGAAAGUUUCAGAUCAGCAACAUAAAGACAUGGGUGAGUGCUUCUAUCACCAAUGACCAAACGUGCUCAGAUGGGUUUGAUGAGAUGAACGUGGAUUCCACUUUGACGGACAAGAUCAGAAAAAUUGUCUUGGAUGUGGCAAGGAAGACUAGCAAUGCUUUGUAUUUCAUCAACAACAAUGUAUACUAAUUAAUAAUAAGUGGCUUAUCUUUCCUUCUUUAUUUUGUUUAGAAAGGGUUUUCUUUUGGCUUUGGUAGGUACUUGGGUUAAUUUUGAUGUGUUGAUUGUAUUUAAAAUGGUUUGUGAUUAAGUUAUUGCUUUAAAAUUAUGUGCUCAAUGUACAUAUGAUCGUUUCCCUCUCUGAACCAUGUAAGUCUGCGGCACGUCUUAUGUUGUUGUACGAAGAAAUUAAGGAAUUGUGAAGGAAGUGAUAGUCUGAAAAUUAAUGGCUA
Molecule: messenger RNA, 980 nt
Organism: Glycine soja
Lineage: Eukaryota; Viridiplantae; Streptophyta; Magnoliopsida; Fabales; Fabaceae
Product: pectinesterase inhibitor 4-like
Exons: 1
Coding region: 31-717 (228 amino acids)
Biological process (GO): negative regulation of catalytic activity
Molecular function (GO): enzyme inhibitor activity
Source: RefSeq, a predicted model, not a curated record